This is a messenger RNA of Leguminivora glycinivorella, 745 nucleotides long. RefSeq names its product mitochondrial inner membrane protease subunit 2. NCBI's taxonomy places the organism in Eukaryota, Metazoa, Arthropoda, Insecta, Lepidoptera, Tortricidae. The record is from RefSeq and is a predicted model, not a curated record. Gene Ontology annotation, biological process: mitochondrial respiratory chain complex assembly. Gene Ontology annotation, cellular component: mitochondrial inner membrane peptidase complex; membrane. The transcript has a single exon. Bases 163 to 657 code for a protein of 164 amino acids. Gene Ontology annotation, molecular function: serine-type endopeptidase activity.
UAUAACUUCAAAAAACCAUCAAAAAACUCAAAUCAAAUGUCAGUGCCGCAAACAAAUUCUGUUUAAAUAUUCAAAAAAAUCAGUAUGUUCUAAUGUAAAACCCUUUUCCCGUGACUAUGCCGGGCUCGAUUUGCUGCCAGAAAGAGUCGCUUGAACAAACUCAUGUUUCUAAAGAGUAUGUUUAAGUCGGUUCUAAUUGGCCUCCCAGUAGGCCUAACCCUGCUCGACACCGUGGGGUAUGUGGCUCGGGUCGAGGGUAUAUCUAUGCAGCCAGCACUCAAUCCAGAAGCGAAGAACAUGGACUACGUGUUUUUAUCGCGAUGGGCGAUCAGAGACUUCAGUGUGAAGCGAGGUGACGUUGUAUCGCUGGUGUCGCCGAAGGAUCCUAACCAGAAGAUUAUCAAGCGUGUGGUAGCGCUGCAGGGGGAUGUGGUGAGCACACUGGGCUACAAGACGCAGUACGUGAAGGUUCCCGAGGGCCACUGCUGGGUGGAAGGCGACCAUACGGGGCACACGCUUGACAGCAACACUUUCGGCCCUGUGUCAUUAGGUCUGUUGAACGCUAAGGCUGUAGCGAUAGUGUGGCCUCCCGACCGAUGGCAGCAACUCGAAGCUAAAUUGCCGGCACACAGAAGACCCAUCAGUACUCCUAUGUAGUGGUUGUUACGUCCAGGGCCACACUUACAUCAAUUUCCAAGCAAAUGCUAGCUUGUUCUACUGGAUCUUGAUGUUUAGUGGUUCUAUA